This is a messenger RNA of Tripterygium wilfordii, 940 nucleotides long. Its product is annotated as chlorophyll a-b binding protein 6, chloroplastic. Lineage: Eukaryota; Viridiplantae; Streptophyta; Magnoliopsida; Celastrales; Celastraceae. Gene Ontology annotation, cellular component: membrane. Gene Ontology annotation, biological process: response to light stimulus; photosynthesis, light harvesting in photosystem I. The record is from RefSeq and is a predicted model, not a curated record. The transcript is spliced from 4 exons. The coding region runs from base 51 to 791 and encodes 246 amino acids.
CACUUGAGACUUCUAUCUUCUCUGUCAUUCUCACUCUUCACACUCUGAGAAUGGCUUCCAACACCUUAAUGAGCUCCGGCAUCGCCGCUGCCGCCUUCCCCUCGGUCCUUUCCUCUUCCAAAUCCAAAUUCGCUGCCGCCUCUCCGCUGCCUUGUGCUGCUUCUAAUGCCGCAGGCCGCGUUUCCAUGACCGCGGACUGGAUGCCUGGUCAGCCACGCCCACCCUACCUAGAUGGAUCUGCGCCUGCUGAUUUUGGAUUCGACCCACUUCGGCUUGGCGAGGUACCGGAGAACCUAGAGAGAUUCAAGGAGUCUGAAGUCUAUCACUGCAGAUGGGCUAUGCUUGCCGUUCCAGGAAUUCUAGUACCAGAGGCAUUGGGCUUAGGCAACUGGGUUCAGGCACAAGAGUGGGCUGCAAAACCUGACGGCCAAGCCACCUACUUGGGCAACCCAGUCCCAUGGGGCACCCUUCCCACAAUUUUGGUAAUUGAAUUCCUCGCCAUUGCCUUCGUAGAGCACCAACGCAGCAUGGAGAAAGAUCCCGAAAAGAAGAAGUACCCCGGCGGGCCCUUCGAUCCUCUCGGCUACUCCAAGGACCCCAAGAAGUUCGAGGAAUACAAGGUCAAAGAGAUCAAGAACGGUCGGUUGGCAAUGUUGGCAUUCGUGGGGUUCGUCGUUCAACAAUCAGCUUAUCCUGGCACAGGACCAUUGGAGAACUUGGCCUCUCACUUGGCUGAUCCAUGGCACAACAACAUUGGAGACAUAAUCAUCCCCAGAGGGAUUGUGCCAUGAUUGACAGAAAUUCAAACUUAUUGUAAAACUCCUUUUCAAACUUGUGUGAUGAAUCUAAGCAUGAUACUAUAUCCCGGGUUGUGUAAUUAGAACUAGUAUUUGUACAAUGACUUCAUCCUACUACCCCCUAAUUACACCUUUGAUAUUAA